GUGGCACCAAACGUGGAUCUUUCUGUGGAUCUUUCUUGACAAUCAUCCACAACACCAAAGCAAGUCUUCGCCCUCACAAUCGCCAUAACCAAACCAAGAUGGAAGGAAAAGCUAAUCUCCUCAAACAGCUCUCGAAACAACCGUUCAUCGACCAUGACGAUGGGUCGAUCUUUUGGCACGGACGUUUGUAUGCGCGGCAGCUGUGCAAGAAACUAACUCCUCCCGAAACAACAUGGAAGUGUCCUGCAAGACCCAGGGACGACCAUGACGAUGGCCCCGCAUGGCUCACUGCUUCAGAGUAUCAAGAUCGCGAUGAUGUUCUUGAUAGCAAGCUUGAUGGGUUGGUUCAGCUCUUGAUGAUGUCGUCCAAGACGGUGGUCUACACGGGUGCCGGAAUCUCUAGGGCAGCUGGUAUCGGACAAGCGGCACGAGGCAAGUACGGGGGGUCAGGAAAGAACAAAACUACGACAGCCGUGCCAUCCACAACACACUACGCCUUGGCAGCACUCUUCCAGCAUUCACUAGUACAUUCCUGGGUUCAACAGAACCAUGAUGGAUUGCCACAAAAGGCAGGUUUUCCACAAGAACACAUCAACGAGGUUCACGGCUCUUGGUACGACCCAUCGAAUCCGGUUGUCGUGUACUCAGGCACCCUCAAGGAACGGGAAUGCGAGUGGAUGGUUCAUGAUGCAAAGACUGCAGAUCUGGUGCUUGUUCUCGGUACUUCUCUGGGUGGUCUCAAUGCGGAUCAAAUCGUGCACAGCACGGCACGACGCUCGUUGCGUCGCAAAUCAUUGGGGGCAGUGCUUAUUAAUUUGCAGCAGACGGAACAUGACGGAUCUGCGUCUAUCCGAUUGUUUGGAGAAUCAGACGAGAUUCUGACAAAGCUCUUGCAGAAACUGGACAUUGCGCUACCGGCAUCUCCACCGCCCUAUCCUGAAUUGCCCCGCCGAGUUUUGGUGCCCUACAAUGCCGACGGCAAACGCUCGGACACGGCUAAAAUGUGGCUCGAUCUCUCGACUGGUUCCGCUGUCAAGUUGGCCAAGGGACACAACAUUGCAGGCGCAGGACAGCCCGAUUAUGACCACCUGAACGACAUUGCCGAGCCCCAAGGCCAUGUUGGGCGAUGGGACCGCAAGACAGCGGCCAUUCGGCUGCGUAUCCGAGACACAGGUUUCUUGCUGGGCCAGUGGUGGAUUGAGGCAGCUCAGCGUGGUGGACCCCCGACUAUUCCAGUCGUCAAUAUUUUCCCCGAGUUUGAGAUGCACGAGUAAUAGGCAUGGGUGUGUUUGAACUAACGGAAGCUUCCUUUCUAGCUUUGAGUCAACCGGCGUCUUCUACUUUGGGGGGUAUCGUUGGCCCUAUCCUUCCCUGUUGCUGCCUGCCAAGGGCGUCCAAACUUUACAAAUCAGCUGCAGCAAGCAGUUGCUAGAAGAUAUAGCCUGACACAUUUAGCGUUUAAGGAAUUAUGAAAAGAAGUAAGCUGUCUGAAACUUUUAUGCGUGACCAUUUGUUGGUCUAUUAUUAAUGAAACUCAUUAAUCUUGU
This is a messenger RNA of Seminavis robusta, 1547 nucleotides long. NCBI's taxonomy places the organism in Eukaryota, Bacillariophyta, Bacillariophyceae, Naviculales, Naviculaceae. The record is from the annotation of a GenBank genome assembly.